UUGCGUCUGCAGAAGAGGUUUGUGGGUAAUACCGGUAAGGACUAGAAACGUGCUCCAAGCAGAGUGAGGAUAUUUCUUUCCUUCUGAAUGCCGCAGAAAUGGAACCUAAAGCGGAGCGUUACAAGCGUUUCUUCUGCUCGUUCAGCGGCUGCUCGGCCUCCUACAACAAGCAGUGGAAGCUGGACGCUCACCUGUGCAAACACACCGGAGUCAAGCCGCACUCAUGCGGACACGACGGCUGCGGGAAGUCCUUCUGCAGCCCCUAUCACCUGGCCAGGCACGGACUGAGCCACAGCGGCCUGAAGCCCUUCCAGUGCGGCGCAGAGGGCUGCUCGGAGGCCUUCACCACCAACGCCAACCGGACCAGGCACGUCAGCCGCGUGCACGCUCAGGAACACAAGAAAUACGUGUGUAAGUUUGAGGGCUGCCGGCUCGAGUUCAAGAAGAACAAGCAGCUGAAGUCCCACAUGUGUGAGCAGCACACUCAGCUGCCAUCUUACCAGUGCACUUAUGAAGGCUGCCACAUGAGAUUUACCUUCCCAAGUAAGCUGAGGCGACACGAGAAGGUGCACAGAGGCUAUCCCUGCAAGGAGGAGGCCUGCACCUUCACAGGGAAGACCUGGACAGAAUACCUGAGGCACAGGAAGGAGCAGCACAGGCUCCUCCUGAGGUGUGAUCGCUGCACCAAGGCGUUCAGGGACUCCUGGUUCCUGCAGCAGCAUCAGCGCGUCCACUCUGACAUAAGAGUGGUUCUCAAGUGCCCCAGGGACAGCUGCGACAGGUCCUUCACCACGGCCUUCAACCUGCAGAGCCACAUCAACUCCUUCCACGAGAAGCAGCGGCCCUUCGCCUGCACCCACGCUGGCUGUGGGAAGACCUUCGCCAUGAAGCAGAGUCUCCAGCGUCACAACAUUGUCCACGACCCAGAGAGGAAAAAGCUCACAAAGCCGAAAGCCAAGAGAUCUCUUUCUUCCAGGUUGAGCGGUUACAGUGAAACAAAGCGAGUGAUCUGCAAACAGCGCUGGGAGCCUGAACCACACAGAGGGUCUGCACAGGAAAACACAGAGCCGCCUGGUCCUGUUGAGCUGGUGUCCCUCCUACAGGACACGUCUUUGCUGUGCAGUCCUGCUGUGGACACACAUGGACUUAUUAAUGCCCUCACUACACCUUUACAAGAGCAUUUAUAACCCUAACCCAUUAUUUUUGGAAGUGUUGUUGUUGCAUAAAGUUUGUGCUGCUAUUCAGGACUGUUUACAGUUUUCCUUAACCUGAAUUUAGAAUGAAGUGAACUCCUGCUGUUGCCCUAUUAAAAUUAUGUUUUUGGGGCAUUUUUGUUUUUUCUGGAGCCAUUAAAUUCAAUAUAUUUGUGUCAUUUAUAUUUAAAAAAAAAGAAUACGUGUAUAUUCUAAUUAAAAAUACAAAUUGUAAAAUUUGACAAAAUGAAGUUUUUCUUUGUGCAAUAUCAAAAUCUGCCUUUGCAGAAGCACAAUAUAUAAUAAUAUAAGCACAAUAAACUGGGUUGUAUUUUGUCUAAAUGUU
Messenger RNA from Amphiprion ocellaris (clown anemonefish), 1539 nucleotides. RefSeq names its product general transcription factor IIIAa (gene gtf3aa). The record is from RefSeq and is a predicted model, not a curated record. The transcript has a single exon. Gene Ontology annotation, cellular component: nucleus. The coding region runs from base 99 to 1187 and encodes 362 amino acids. Lineage: Eukaryota; Metazoa; Chordata; Actinopteri; Pomacentridae.